Scomber japonicus (chub mackerel) is the source of this 2210-nucleotide messenger RNA. RefSeq names its product phosphoglucomutase 3 (gene pgm3). NCBI's taxonomy places the organism in Eukaryota, Metazoa, Chordata, Actinopteri, Scombriformes, Scombridae. Gene Ontology annotation, molecular function: phosphoacetylglucosamine mutase activity; magnesium ion binding. The coding region runs from base 8 to 1645 and encodes 545 amino acids. The record is from RefSeq and is a predicted model, not a curated record. The transcript is spliced from 13 exons. Gene Ontology annotation, biological process: hemopoiesis; carbohydrate metabolic process; UDP-N-acetylglucosamine biosynthetic process.
AGACACGAUGGCUCAGUUUCAGGAAGUAUCAAAACAGUCCAGCCUGCAUCCUAAGCCUGCAGGGUUGGUUUUGCAGUAUGGAACCGCUGGUUUCAGGACCAACGCCAAACAUCUGGACCACAUCAUGUUCAGGAUGGGACUGCUGGCUACACUCCGCUCCAAAAAAACAAAGGCCACCAUUGGAGUCAUGGUCACUGCAUCUCACAACCCAGAGGAGGACAAUGGGGUGAAGCUUGUUGACCCGAUGGGGGAGAUGGUGACACCGGCAUGGGAGGGCUACGCCACCCAGCUGGCCAACGCAGAGCAGGAAGAUUUGCUUACUGCUCUGAAGGAUGUUAUAGAGAAGGAGGCCAUAAACAUGAGCCAGGAAGCGAAUGUGUUUAUAGGCAAAGACACCAGGAGCAGCAGUGCCAGCCUUUCACAAGCAGUACUGGAUGGAGUGUCUGCUCUUGCCGGUCGCAGCAAAGACUAUGGAUUGCUAACCACCCCACAGCUCCACUACAUGGUUUGCUGUCAGAACACUCAGGGCAAAUAUGGAGAGGCAACAGUGGACGGAUACUACAACAAACUCUGCCAAGCUUUCAUUCAGCUCACCAAGAGUACGUCCAACCGUACAGAUGACCAGAAGCACCUCUGUGUGGACGGUGCUAACGGCAUAGGGGCUCUGAAGGUGCGUGAGAUGGAGGGACAAGUGAAGAGGGAGCUGCAAAUUUCCCUCUUCAACGACGGCAGCAAAGGGAAGCUAAAUCACGAAUGCGGUGCUGACUUUGUGAAAGUGCAGCAGAAACCUCCAACAGGCAUUGAUACAAACGCAGGCGAGCGAUGCUGCUCAUUUGAUGGCGACGCUGACCGAAUAGUGUUUUACUACACUGACCCUGAAGGACAGUUUCACUUGCUAGAUGGAGACAAGAUUGCGACACUCAUCAGCACUUUCCUUAAAGAGACACUCACACAGGCUGGCCUCGACUUGAAGAUCGCUGUGGUGCAAACUGCUUAUGCUAACGGAAGCUCGACACAUUAUUUGGAGGACACUAUGAAAGUAAUAGUGAGGUGCACUAAGACUGGAGUGAAGCACCUCCAUCACGCAGCGCAGGAGUUUGACAUAGGAGUCUACUUUGAGGCAAAUGGCCACGGGACUGUGUUGUUCAGCAAGGCGGCUGAAGAGAAGAUCCAGCAGCUGGCUAAAAAUCCCAACAUCGACGACCAGAGGAAGAGAGCAGCUCUCCUGCUGCAGAACACGAUCAAUGUCAUCAACCAGACUGUAGGUGACGCAAUUUCUGACAUGCUGCUGAUUGAAGCUAUAUUAGCCAUCAAAGGUAUGACUAUCCAGCAGUGGGAUGCCAUCUACACUGACCUGCCAAACAGGCAGCUCAAAGUCAAGGUGGCGGACCGCAGGGUGAUAGACACAACAGAUGCAGAGAGACGGACCGUGAGCCCAGCAGGACUGCAGGAGACCAUUGACAGCUUAGUGAAGAAAUACAAACUGGCCCGCUCCUUCGUUAGACCCUCUGGCACAGAGGAUGUAGUCAGAGUUUAUGCCGAGGCUGAAACUCAGGAGAGUACUGACACCCUCGCACAUGAAGUCAGCCUUGCAGUGUAUCGCCUGGCUGGGGGAGUGGGAGAUGAACCGAAGCCGCUGCACUAGAAACACUAAUGGUCACAAUGUUGAUCCAUCAAUCUAUGCUUUUUUAAUGCUACUCCAGUUGAUCAUUUUCUACAGUCGGAAUUUAUCAAAAUUGCAUGUUUUUUUGUCUGUUUGUUUGUUUUUUUGUUUGUUUGUUUGGUUAGGUGCCAACUUAUUUUGUACUGUUAAAUUCACUUGGUACCUCAAUCUCAAUUUCUAUUUUUUCUGUAUUUCUAUGUUAAGAUAUGGGGGACAAUGGGGAAAAUAAUGAAUGGGUUGUUAUUGCAUCUCAAACAGGCUGUCAUGUGCCUGAAAAUAAUGGUUAACUUCUAACAUAAAUAAGUUACUAUACUGUAUAUAUCACAAACAAAUGAAGACACUCCAUUUCUGGGAGAUUUUAAUGUGGGUUUCAAUCAAAAUUUUAUCAUACUGUGACUUCCUACAACCGUUAAAGUAAGGAAUAUUCUAUUUGAAAUGAUGAAAUCAAAAGUUUACUUGUUUACUUUCCUCAAAUGUUAAGUGGAAGGGUGGUGCUGCUUUCAUUUUAAAUAAAUAAUGGAACAAGAGAAACAUCUUUUGAUUGAAA